Baudoinia panamericana UAMH 10762 is the source of this 986-nucleotide messenger RNA. RefSeq lists its product as uncharacterized. The transcript has a single exon. NCBI's taxonomy places the organism in Eukaryota, Fungi, Ascomycota, Dothideomycetes, Mycosphaerellales, Teratosphaeriaceae. Bases 69 to 704 code for a protein of 211 amino acids. The record is from RefSeq and is a predicted model, not a curated record.
CUUCUCCGUUUUUGGAGCAAUCGUGAGUACGCUCAUUUGGCAAUGAAGUCUUUGCGUCGUACAACAUCAUGCCAGCAGGCUUCCUUGAGCGGAAAGCAAAGAUUCUCGCCGACUUAGCAAUACCUGACGCUCAGUAUCACGAUUCGUCCCCGAAAGGCACCGUAGACUCUGAGAUUAGAGAGCUCAUCUCCGACAUCAAUGCGUUACCAGAGUACGUGACGACCAGCAGCUGUGCCGGCCGUAUUACAGUCUACCUUGAAGGCUUCAAAGCCGCGAAAGGUGGCGGACGGUGGCUGUUCGCCUCGCACAGUCCGAUCAACAUUCCAAGAGAGGAAGGCAGCGUGUUCGAAAUGUUUGGCCUAGCAAGAUCGCCACUCUCUGUACCACCUCAAGCGACCAAUGCAAGGUUUGUGCAUCUCAAGUUUGAGCCGUUGGUAGGUCAAGGGUUUCAGCAUAGAGUUUCUAUGGAGAACGUAUCCGACCCGUUGUACCCAUCCUUAAGACAAGCUCUAUAUCAUGGACCAGCUGACACUCUUCGAGAUCUUGCAUAUUCUCACAGCCAAUCUCACGGCUGCGCAGCAUGCUGCUUCUGCUGCGCUAAUAGCAGGUUUCAGAGAGAGCGGUAUUACCGGCAUAACAACAGGCGGCGCCGAAACCUCGAGCACGCCAAUGGUCGCCGUUCGAAGCUCAGGCCUAGCCUUUGAUUGUGUUAUUGGCUUCGCCGACGACGUGGAGGGGUGCACUAUGCCAAUGGUGUCUGAGGCUUACCUACGAACCUUGGUCGAGGUGGCGAACCAGAGGUUUAGUACCAAUGCUGAGAGACGGCAGAGAUUCGCUACUGCGCUACUCAGACGCUGAUGCUAGGCGGCACAGGUUCGCUGCGCGCUGCCGAGACGCUGGUCCUUAAGCACACGCGCAACGUUGUAUACUAAUCAGUCAGGGAAGGCGACGUGGUAAAGGAUUCGACAAGCUGAGCAAGACAAACG